This is a messenger RNA of Lindgomyces ingoldianus, 872 nucleotides long. RefSeq lists its product as uncharacterized. The transcript has 2 exons. Bases 52 to 495 code for a protein of 147 amino acids. The record is from RefSeq and is a predicted model, not a curated record. Lineage: Eukaryota; Fungi; Ascomycota; Dothideomycetes; Pleosporales; Lindgomycetaceae.
GUCAACACGCCCAUUCUCCACUAAUAGACGACACGAGCUAGCAAGUCAGUUAUGACAACCUUGAACCUCAAUCCUCCUAUUCCUUCCGAGCUUGAUGAUGAGUUUGACAAUGCUGAUGCCGACCUCCCUUCUGGGCACGUAUGGGCUUACCCAUGCAAGCUUGCUUCGUGUCCCGAUUACGGCAAGUCCUGGCUUCUACGAAGCAACUUUCUCCUCCAUCUACAGGAGCAAGAGGCACACAGGAUGACAGCGACGACCGCAGCCGCACGCCGUGCGAUCGAGAAAGAGUGGCGGUACACGACUGACCCUCAUUUGCCGCCUCGAAAAGCCCCAGAUUUUCGACCUCAAGAAGAUCCAGACGAGCACGUGUGGGAUUACAAUUUCAAAGAUGACACUGGACGAAUUGUAAGGGGAAGAGGCACUAUGAGGGAAAUGGAGAUGCAUAAGGCUUUUCGCCGCCGACAAACGCAGGGAUUAUCUGCAUCAUCGAACUAACGAAGAAUGCAUCACAUUAUGAGACUUGUCUGCUAUAGUACUAGAUUCUCGCCUCUGGGACUCGCUAUGGCUUUGGGAUAAGCCUAACAUUCAAUCUGCGAUUCGCCCCUCCGCAUGAUCUUUGCCUCUAAAGGCCUAGCUUCGCUGUUCGCGAUACAUAUUGCAUCUAUCUGCGCUGUCUUGGUUAACGCCUUUUUGAAUAGGAGGAUAUUGAGGAUCUCGAUGACGAAGAAUACAGUAUGAUCACCGGGUACGGCAGCAAGCGUAAGAAUAGCCCAUGGCAGAGUGAGUGCAGCAAAAGCAAUGACACACGAUCUUCAUUGCGCCGAAAUUAUAAUAUAAACCCCACGCUAAUACAUAUGCGCCUCUGGGGCUCU